Echinostoma caproni is the source of this 669-nucleotide messenger RNA. NCBI's taxonomy places the organism in Eukaryota, Metazoa, Platyhelminthes, Trematoda, Plagiorchiida, Echinostomatidae. The record is from the annotation of a GenBank genome assembly.
AUGCCCACUGAAAAGAUUGCUAGAUGUNAGUACAACGCAUUGACUUUUGUGGACGAGGUCCACGCUGUCGGCUUGUACGGUUCCCAUGGAGCCGGCGUGGCAGAACGCGACGGGUUGAUGCACCGAAUCGACAUUAUUUCAGGAACUCUGGGAAAAGCGUUUGCUAGUGUGGGCGGCUACAUUGCGGGCAGUCGGGAGCUGGUUGAUAUGAUUCGGUCUUACGCGUCCGGUUUCAUCUUCACAACCUCUCUGCCCCCGCCUGUUCUGGCCGCCGCUAGGGCGAGUAUUGCUGUGCUUAAAACCGCAGAGGGUCGAGAACUGCGUCAGGAGCAUCAAAGACGUGUAAGGAUAGUUCGUGAACGUCUACAACAAGAAGGACUACCCGUAAUCCAAGCACCGUCGCAUAUUUUGCCGCUUCAUGUGGGCGAUGCCGAGCUAUGCACCCGUAUUUCUACGGAGCUUCUCACGGAGCACAGUAUCUACGUCCAGUCGAUCAAUUACCCUACAGUGGAUCGUGGAGAUGAGCGUUUGCGUAUCGCCCCGUCUCCCCAUCAUACGGAUGAGUUGACCGAACAACUGGUUGAUGCUCUAUGCUCUAUUUGGUGCAAGUAUGAUCUUCCACUGAUCAAGUCAGACCCAUACAACACCACUUCACCUCUUGCCGCCUAG